This is a messenger RNA of Penicillium atrosanguineum, 1641 nucleotides long. RefSeq names its product NTF2-like protein. Gene Ontology annotation, molecular function: transmembrane transporter activity. Bases 1 to 1641 code for a protein of 546 amino acids. Gene Ontology annotation, biological process: transmembrane transport. The record is from RefSeq and is a predicted model, not a curated record. Lineage: Eukaryota; Fungi; Ascomycota; Eurotiomycetes; Eurotiales; Aspergillaceae. The transcript is spliced from 5 exons. Gene Ontology annotation, cellular component: membrane.
AUGCCGCUGUCGAACGUCGAGAAAGGAAGCGUCGACUUCGUGGAGGAUGUCGGCGUGGAAAAGUCCUCUGAAGACGCCGUCCUGGUAUCUGCCGAUGGAGAAAUUAAGCUGUUACCAGUUCCCAGCAAAGACCCCAAUGAUCCGUUGAACUUCUCCCGCUAUGCUAAACUGGGGAUCAUUGUAAGCUGCUGCUGGUUUUCUAUCAUGUCCUUGUCUGUCGUUGGAGGCCUGGGAUCCAUUUUGACAAUCUUCAUUGAUCUCUAUGCGAAAGAGGGAGUCGAUGAAACCAGGGUGGGUUGGCUCACCACCUUUCCCUCCUUAUUCAUCGGCAUCGGAAAUUAUUUCCUCCUACCUUUGGGACUGGCCUUCGGUAGACGCCUCGUUACUCUUCUUGCGAUUACUGUGCUUCUUGCAGCGACCGUUGGCUGUGCCCUAUCACAAAACUACGAGCAGCACUUUGCCUUGCGAAUCGUCCAGGGCUUGGCCACUGGUGCAACAGAGUCACUUCUCCCGCUCAUCCUUGCGGAGGUGACAUUCGUACACCAACGUGGAAAGAUCUAUGGCUUAUAUUGGUCGACUCAAAACAUCAUCAACAGCUGUUUCAACAUUGCGAGCUCCUAUGAAGCGGCCGCUCUCGGCUGGCGCUGGUACUACUGGAUAUUUGUGAUCACCAUCGCCAUCGGUGGCUUAAUCACUUUCUUUACGUGCUUUGAAACAGCCUACCAUCGCUCUGCUCAGAUUAUUGACGGACGUGUUGUAUUUACCGAUGAAUAUGGCGUCACACGUGUUUUGAAAGGCGAAGAGGCACAGGCAUAUAUCGUUGCCAAUUCUAGUGCUGAAAGUCAAGGCGACCGUAUCCCCGAGGAGAUGAUCCACAAGAAGACCUACCUGGAGCUGCUUAAGCCUUGGUCUGGAAUUAAGAAUCCCCCUCUUAAGACUAUACGCGAUGCUUGGUGGAGCAUGUUACUGUGUUUGACAUCCCCGGGUAUCCUUUAUGCCACCUUACUGUCGUCCGCUGUACUGGCUGCCGCUAUUGGAAUGGGACUGACCUACGACACUGUUCUGCAAGACUACGGAUGGGAGGCGAAGAAUGUGGGACUCAUCAACCUUGGUGGUGUCUUUGGAAGCUUUGGCGGUCUUCUUUAUGGUGGUAUUUUUGGUGAUUGGUUCACCGUCAGACUGGCCAAGCGAUCAGGAGGUGUCCACACUCCUGAGCAUCGUAUUCUGUUACUGGUUCCCCCCGGUAUUAUUACCGUAUUCACCCUCCUACUUUACGGAUUCACUGCUGGAGGUGGAUCUACCUGGGGCGCCCCGUACAUGGCAUGGGCAAUCUUUGAAGUUGCCUUUGUGGCGGUACUCAUUAUUUCGACGACUUUUGCUGCGGAGGCAUGGGAUAAUAAUGCCGGGCCCGCCUUGGUCGUUGUCGUUGGAUCGAAGAAUCUCGUCUCCUUCGGUAUCUCAUAUGCUCUCAUCCCGAUGGUAGCCAAGUACAGCUACGCCGCGGGUAUGGGUAUGUUGGCCGGAGUCACUGCGUUUAUUUUCCUGCUCGGGAUUCCCGUGUACUACCUCAACCCUAAGUGGCGUCGAUGGAUGGCAGAGAAGGUGGAGUUGAAAGCAAAGUCAACGUCAACGUCAACUUGA